GAUGCAAUCGCCUGUGUACAGACUGGCUGGUUGCACCUCUUCCGGUCCAAAGAAGAGCUUCUGAGCUGGCCGAUGGAAGAGGCUCUGGUGGAAGUGGCUGUGUCCAAGAAUCGGAUUGCGGCCGUGCUGCGGGACGGGCAGCUUCUGGUUUGGCGGGAGAGCCAAGGUCAGCUAGUGGAAGAAGUGCGAAUCCUUUUUCCCGAGCCUCCUUCGAUAGCUUGGUGUCCAGAUGAAAAGCACAUGCUUUGCUGUAGAAGGCAUGCGGAGAGUUUUCUCUUCCUACUUGAAGGCUUGACGCAGGGAAGUUGCCUUGACUGCAUGGGUGAGGUGCGCUCGUUUUCCUGUGAGGUCAAGGGUCCGGACGCUCUUUUCAUCACCUCUGCUGCCUUUGCGACAGCUGGUGAUUUUUUCGCUGCCGCAUGGGAGGGACAAAAGGAGUCCUCUUUGUCAAUGUGGCGUUGGAACCCUGCAGUGCCUGUGCUCGCGACCGUGCCGCGUGUCUCCCUGGCCAGCUCGAUUCAUUUGUCUGGCAAGGUCUCAAAGCUUUGCUUCUCCAGUUCAGAAGCUGGGCAAGAACUGCUUGUGCUUUGCGCAAGCGAAAUGCGCAUCUUUGCAUUCAAUGACAUUGAUUUGGUCUUGAUGCCGAAGCGGGUGUUGAGCUUUGGCGCACCCAGCGUGGCCGAUAUGACAAGCGCUGGGUUGCUAGUGGGCAAGGGCAGAAAAUUGGCCUAUGUGUCGCUGGGUGAUGCGUCUUUCAGCUUCCACGCCACGUUGCCCUCGCCCGUGGCGCAGCUGGCACUGGGCGGAGCUUGCCCCACAGGGCCAGUGCUGGCACAACGUGGAGCUGGGAGGUGCUAUUUCCUUGCCAUCGAACCGUUUCUUACGAAGGAGAUGGCUAGAUUCUUGCGUCAGAGCUAUCUGAAAUACUGGGAGCGUUCGAUGGCGCAGCUCCAGCGUAGCUGUGGAAAGCAAAUUGCUGGCAAGCUCAAAGCCACUGCUUAUCCCAACGAGCAGAGCUCUUCGCAGACGGAGGUGAUUCAACGACUCCUUCGGGAGGUGCAAGGCUUGCAGACCCAGGUCCAAGGAAUCCAGUUGAGCCUUGAGUCUUCAUCGGGUGGAGAUCAGCUUGGUCUGGGUCAGGCCCUGGAGUCUCUGGUGCCGCAGCUUGUACAGAAGCUGGGAGAACGCCUCGCCGAUCCUGAGGAUGGUCAGCUCUUUCACGAACGAUUCCUGGCAGCCUUCCCGGUGCAGGGAGACGAUUCUAUGGAUGAGCUGCAUCGAGAGCUUCAGGGCUUCUCUGACCGGCUCAAAAAUCUUCUCCAAGAGCAGCUGUCAAAGAGAUUGCCGCAGUGUUGCGAACAGUGGCGACCCAGCAUCUGGCAGUGUGGGGAGAUCUUGACGAAUGCCUUAGAUGAAGCUGUGAUAAAAGCUCCCGCCACCAUGGCAUCAAGUGAGGCAAAGCAGGCAGUGCAGCGCGUCCACGGCAGUGCUCAAAAAGCAUUCAGCUGCACCGAGGAAUUGCGGCAGGCUACCAGGGAAGCCCUCUCUGGUAUUGUGAGAGAAUACAAGCAGGCCGAGGCUGUCAGGGGGUGCAUAUGUGAUGAGUCGUGAGUAUAGAACUGACAAGAGGGAGGAGUUGCGUGGUUUCUGCCAUUUGGUUUGCAAGCUUGAACCUGUUCCCCCCAAUUCCCCUCAGCUGUUGCUGCACCUUCCAGACCUAUGAGACAUUACGACACUUACAUCAUCGCACAGGGACCAGUCACUGUCUGCAGCACCGUCCGUCUCAUCCACUGACUUCCAGAGCACCACUACAGGGGUUCUCAGAGAUAUGCAAGACCUAGGCAGCUGCUCCGGUCACUGGCCGCGUGCCGCAGCUGAAGGGGUUACGCCAAUGCGCCUUACCCCUGCAAGAAUCGCUUGAGCAGUUGGCUCGCGAGGUGAAAGAGACUCAAGAAAGCCUGCACAGAUUGGCUGAGGAGCCAGGCGACGCAAAAGAAGUGAAUGGGCAUGGUAUCUCGCCAUGAAGCUCUGCAGACGUGGUGGAGGUCAAAACUUAUUCGUGCUGCGACAGCUGUACGAACGUGGAAUCUACUAGGCUGCUUGCGGCCCUGUGAACGAUAAGAAGAUGCGGGUCAAUGGAGACAGGUGCUGUGAAAACUUCCGGCCAUGGUGCUGGGACCAGUAGCGCGCCUGAGUCGUAAAA
Messenger RNA from Cladocopium goreaui, 2203 nucleotides. NCBI's taxonomy places the organism in Eukaryota, Dinophyceae, Suessiales, Symbiodiniaceae. The record is from the annotation of a GenBank genome assembly.